AUGGGUAGAACUAUCAGGGUAGCAGCUGUGCAAGCAGAACCUGUAUGGAACAAUUUGCAAGGCGCAGUGGGGAAAACGAUCUCGAUUAUCCAGUGUGCUGCGAAUGAAGGAGCCAACGUUAUCGGCUUCCCAGAGGUAUGGAUCCCCGGGUUUCCAUGGAGUAUAUGGUCUCGUGGUGCUGUGGAAAACACUCCAUAUAUGAAUGAGUACUUCAAAAAUUCGCUGGAGAGGGAAUCGCCAGAGAUGGAUCAAAUUCGGUCUGCAGUAAAGGAUGCUGGGAUGUUCUGCGUUCUGGGGUAUUCAGAGCGUUAUAGGGGCAGCCUCUACAUGGCUCAGUCCUUCAUUGAUGAGAAUGGCGAUAUUGUUCAUCACCGUCGGAAGAUGAAACCCACCCAUAUCGAGCGCGGCUACUGGGGCGAUGGUCAAGGAGCGUCGAUACAACCUGUAGCGAAGACGUCUUUUGGAAACAUUGGAGCCCUCAACUGUUGGGAACACCUCCAGCCCCUACUUAAAUAUUUCGAAUAUUCUCAAGAUGUCGAGAUACACAUUGCCAGCUGGCCUCCAAUAUGGGAUAUAAAGGAAGGGAUCGAGUGGGCGGACCAUAUGACAGCAGAAAUGAGUACAAAGAUUUGUCAAACUAUGGCCGUCGAGGGUACUUGCUUUGUGUUGGUUUGUACGCAGGUGAUGAGCGAGGAAAGCAGAAAGAUUAACAAUUUGGAGGACUUCAAGUUUGCUCAAUGUCCGGGCGGUGGGUUCAGCAUGAUAUUCGACGCCUUUGGGAAGCCUCUAGUGAAGGCACUUCCACCUGGGGAGGAAGGCAUACUCUACGCCGAUGUUGAUUUAGACCUAAAGAGACAGGCUCAGCAGAGUUUAGAUGUUAUCGGCCAUUACUCAAGGCCGGACCUACUGAGUCUGAAUGUGACAGCUACAGAAGCUGAGCCGAUAGUUUUGUUAAAGGAAAACGAGCCCAGGCAUUGA
Messenger RNA from Aspergillus bombycis, 978 nucleotides. Its product is annotated as carbon-nitrogen hydrolase family protein. Gene Ontology annotation, molecular function: catalytic activity. The transcript has 3 exons. NCBI's taxonomy places the organism in Eukaryota, Fungi, Ascomycota, Eurotiomycetes, Eurotiales, Aspergillaceae. The record is from RefSeq and is a predicted model, not a curated record. Bases 1 to 978 code for a protein of 325 amino acids.